Kluyveromyces marxianus DMKU3-1042 is the source of this 945-nucleotide messenger RNA. RefSeq lists its product as uncharacterized. Lineage: Eukaryota; Fungi; Ascomycota; Saccharomycetes; Saccharomycetales; Saccharomycetaceae. The record is from RefSeq and is a predicted model, not a curated record. Bases 1 to 945 code for a protein of 314 amino acids. The transcript has a single exon.
AUGUCACAUCAUAGUAACUAUGCUCUGGCGCACACUUUGGACCAAAUGAAACCACAGCAGUUAUGCAACAACGUUUUUUUCGGACCGCUGAACACGCUUUCGCAGCAAGAGUUUUUGAACGAGAACAACAUCAGGUUCUUCAUAAGCGUUUCGAUUCCUGUGGAACGCGUUAUCGAGUAUGCGGCUAAUAUUCAUCUGGACCGUUUCUUGAUGUGUUGCUUUGAUCAGUCUUUUGAUCGUACAAGACUUAGCGAUGAGGUCAUGUGCAGGCUUCUCGAGUUUAAUGGGAAACAUUCUGCGGAUUUGAAGGCACUCAUACACAAUGCAUCGUUGUCGGAUGAAUGCAUAGCCAGGCCGCUCCAGUCGCUUUUUUACAGGUCGGUUGCUGAGUAUACCACCAACAUAUUCACUGCAGAUGGAGUGCAGAAAUUCGAGCAGUUUAACGACUUGAUUACGCUUUUCAAGCUAUCGCAGCUAGGCAAUGUGUUGAUUUUUUCGUCGAAUGGGAACGACGAGAACUUGCUCACACUCUUGAUCAGCCAGAUUCUCAAGUGUAACCCCAAGGUGUCUGUUAGGGAUGCGUUUACAUACGUUAAGAAUUUGAGGCCCACAGUGGAGAAUCUGCAUGAGGACAGGAUAUACUGGUGCAGUGGGCUUAUAGCAUACCACGAGCGCGCGCGCUCCAAGGAACUAUACUGGGGUCCUGGAUCUCCGUCUUCUGUAAGGAAAGAGGUUCCUUCCUCUGCUACGAAGAGACGCGAAAAGUUCGAAGAAAGCGUACCGCCUGAUUCUGCGGAUUCGUCGGCAUCAACACCGUUUUCAGAUGGCGAUGUUUACUAUUCAUCGGAUGCGCAGACGUCAGAACCAGAGAGCAUCGCAGCUGGUAGCGGUAGCUCGAGACAAUUUGCUGUGCCACGUCUGAAAAGAAUGGCAUUGAACAGGUGA